Messenger RNA from Cladophialophora bantiana CBS 173.52, 1152 nucleotides. RefSeq lists its product as uncharacterized. The transcript is spliced from 2 exons. Gene Ontology annotation, molecular function: electron-transferring-flavoprotein dehydrogenase activity; flavin adenine dinucleotide binding. Gene Ontology annotation, cellular component: cytoplasm. The record is from RefSeq and is a predicted model, not a curated record. NCBI's taxonomy places the organism in Eukaryota, Fungi, Ascomycota, Eurotiomycetes, Chaetothyriales, Herpotrichiellaceae. Bases 1 to 1152 code for a protein of 383 amino acids.
AUGACCACUCACACAAUCGUCAUCAUCGGCGCUUCGUUCGCUGGCCUUAAUGUUGCCCACAACCUGCUGAAGACUGUCAUUCCCCAACUGUCUAAUGGAGAGAAAAAGGCCUACAAGCUCGUCCAGAUUGCCCCCAACGACGAGUUCUUCUGGAAGAUUGGCGCCCCCAGAGUGAUCGGAAACCCGCAGUCGCUACCGCUCGAGAAAGCUCUCAUCCCCAUUGGCCCCAGCUUCAAGGCCUACUCGAAGGAGCAAUACGAGUUCAUCAAAGCCUAUGCUACUUCGAUCGACCCUGCAAGCCGAACUGUUCACACCAGCACCUCAGAUGCCGUACAUUACGACUCCCUCGUCAUUGCUUCCGGUACCAGCUUUGCCACCCCCCUGUGGUCCGUCUCCGAUGGCUCCGAGCCUCUGAAGGCCGCAAUCAGCGAGAUUCACAAAAAGAUCCCCGACGCACAAUCCAUCGUGAUUGCCGGUGGAGGCGCUGCGGGUGUCGAGACUGCAGGCGAGUUUGGUGAAGUGUACGGAAAGAAGAAGGAAAUCACACUUUUAUCUGGAAGUACCUCCCUCCUUCCCAGACUUCACAACAAGAAGAUGGGCCAGGAUGCUCAGUCUCGGCUUGAGAAGAUGGGAGUCAAGGUUGUCAACGACAGUGUCCGAGUGGUUGAGCACACCACACAAGAUGGAAAGGAGGUGCUGAAAUUGAGCAAUGGCGAGACCAAGACGGUCGACAUCUAUAUUGAAGCUACUGGUGACAAGCCAAACAGCAAAUUCGUCCCUCAGGAGUGGCUGGACAAUGCGCAGAGGGUUAAGACGGACCCCCACACUCUCCGUCUGGAUGUCCCCGGUGUUACAGGCGUAUACUGCAUUGGGAGCGUCGCCAGCUAUGCAGAUGGCUCCAUCCUCGACGUCAAGUUUGCAGCACCAGCUGUUUUGGAGAGCAUUAAACUGGACCUUCAAGGCAAAGGUGGCCCUCGCACCAACAAAAUCUACAAGAAGAUUACUAGCGACAUGCAAUUCGUCCCUAUUGGUUCUCAAGGGGGUGUUGGUGUUGUCUUCGGGUUCAAGCUUCCCAGCUUCCUGGUCAGGAUGGCCAAGGCCAAGGACUUCAUGAUUGGCAAUGCUAUUAAGACGGUUGAAGGCACUGCUUGA